AUGGCACUUAAGUUCCGCCUUUCGUGGCUUAUUCUUCUGCAGGUUUUCAGCAGAUUAACUCACGAGUGCAGUGGCCUAAAACUGUCAAAGAGUACAGCCCUUUUGGUUUUUGGUAAUUCAGCUGUUGAUACAGGCAGCAACAACUAUAUACCUACUAUACCCAGAAGCAACUAUGCUCCUUAUGGCAUUAAUUUCACACGUCACAUUCCUACCGGAAGGUAUUCAGACGAAAAACUCCUUCCUGACAUUUCUUGGCCACACAAGGCCUCAAAGAUGUUAUUCCUCCUUCUCUGCGGAGAAACUUAUCCGAUGAUGAACUGCUUUCGGGUGUCAUCCGCUGCAGCAGGAUUUGAUGAUCAAACUAAGAGUGUUACCAAUGCAAUUCCAACGUCGAAGCAACCCCGAUUUUUAAGGGAUUACUUACCUAAGCUCGAGAGGAUUACCGACAUACACUAUGCUGUUCUUUGUCUACCUCAGUUCUUUCUUGUAAAGGAGAGGACAUGUAUAGAACAUGUCAACUCAGAUGCUUCACUUUACAAUGAGGAACUGGUUCAAUUCGUGGAAGUCACUCAGUUGUGUAAUCCCAUCACCCCAGUAUGUAGGAACCAAUCCCAGUACUUAUUCAGGGAUAGCAUGCAUCCAACUGAUGCAGCUUACUGA
Messenger RNA from Coffea eugenioides, 660 nucleotides. Its product is annotated as GDSL esterase/lipase At2g30310-like. The record is from RefSeq and is a predicted model, not a curated record. Bases 1 to 660 code for a protein of 219 amino acids. NCBI's taxonomy places the organism in Eukaryota, Viridiplantae, Streptophyta, Magnoliopsida, Gentianales, Rubiaceae. The transcript is spliced from 4 exons.